Molecule: messenger RNA, 243 nt
Organism: Protopolystoma xenopodis
Lineage: Eukaryota; Metazoa; Platyhelminthes; Monogenea; Polystomatidea; Polystomatidae
Source: the annotation of a GenBank genome assembly
AUGUUACUAAUUCCUUGCAUUACGGAUCAUCGUGUGCUAAGCGAUCCAUUCAUGAGGCUUCCAACGCGUAAAGAAUUGCCUGACUAUUAUGAAUUUAUCAAGAAACCAAUGGAUUUUAAUCGCAUCCGAAACCGUGUGCGUGAUGGCAAGUAUCGCAGCAUUGAUGAUCUCGAGGCUGACAUGAUGCUCUUAUGCAAGAAUGCGCAAAUGUAUAAUAUUGACGGUAGCCUCUUUACAACUUAA